Messenger RNA from Quercus lobata, 2089 nucleotides. Its product is annotated as beta-amyrin 28-monooxygenase-like. NCBI's taxonomy places the organism in Eukaryota, Viridiplantae, Streptophyta, Magnoliopsida, Fagales, Fagaceae. Bases 419 to 1867 code for a protein of 482 amino acids. Gene Ontology annotation, biological process: sterol metabolic process. Gene Ontology annotation, molecular function: oxidoreductase activity, acting on paired donors, with incorporation or reduction of molecular oxygen; monooxygenase activity; iron ion binding. The record is from RefSeq and is a predicted model, not a curated record. The transcript has 4 exons.
UAUGUCUUCUAGUCUCUUGACUCUCUUCUAUCUCCCAUCUUUGCCUCUCUUUAAAUUUUAUUCACAAACCACAAUCUAAGUUAAUCAAACAAGCAUUGGAGAAUGUGAGAGGGAUACACUAUUCUCAUCCAAAAAAAUUUCUAGGUUUGGGCGGUGCUGCGAUGGACUGGUGGUGGUCAGUGGCGUCAGCCGUGGUGUGCUAGUCAACCUUUGCUUUGCCCAACUCCUCAGUUUGAGGCAACAAGAUCGGACUAGUUGCAGUGAACAAGUAUGCAAAAUCUAUAACAAAAUUGAAUUAUCAAGUCGGCUUUGUAUUAGUAUUUAUGUGUGUGUGUGUGUGUGUGUGUUUUUUUUUUUUUUUUGAGGGGGAUGUAUUAGUAUUUACGUUGGGAAACCAUUUUAAUCUUAUGCAGUAGUGAUGGAGCUCUUUUUCUUCUUCCUCAUUUCGCUACUCUUGGUUUAUUCUAUUUAUUUUGGCAUAUGGACUUUAGCUUAUAAAACCAAAGAAAAUGUCACCGGCAUGAGGCCAAGUCUCCCUCCUGGAAGUUUUGGUUGGCCAAUUAUUGGUGAAACCCUUCAAUUUAUUGCUGCACACUAUGAGGGAACUGUAGAUAAAUUUGUCUCAAAGAGAGCAACCAAAUAUUCCUCCAAAGUAUUCAAGACUUCUCUUCUUGGAGAGAAUUUUAUCGUUUUUUCGGGCGCUGCUGCGAAUAGAUUCAUUUUUUCAAAUGAUAACAAGUGGUUCGCACGUUGGCGACCUCCCUCAGUUCAAAAACUCUUUCCCUCCAUGAAAUUUGUACCCAUUGAACAUGAUGCUGCCAAGGCCAAGAAGUUUAUGUCCUUGUUCUUCAAAUUCAAUGAGGCUCAAAAAUUAGUAGCAUCAAUUGACUCUAUUUCAAGAAACCAAUUGAAGAAUAAUUGGGAAGGCAAAGAUAAAGUCCAAGUACAUCCUCUAGUAAACAUGUACACAUUCGCAUUAGUUUGCCAUUUAUUUUUGAGCAUCAAUGACACUGAAAAGGUAUCAAAGCUUUUGUACCACUUCAAUCAUCUCAAUGAAGGCAUACUAUCUAUACAAUUAAGUAUCCCCGGGACACCAUUUUAUCGUGCAAUCAAAGCAGCAGAAGCUCUUAGGAAAGAGAUUUAUUUGAUUAUUAAGGAGAGGAGGGAAGCCUUGGCAAAGAAUUUAGCAUCUCCAACACAAGAUGUGCUAUCACAGAUGAUUGCUGUGCCGUUCGAUGAUGGGUUCAUGCCAGAAUUGGAGAUUGCAGACAAGAUUUUGGCAUUUCUAAUUGGUGGCCAAGAUACUACUACUGCUACAAUCACUUUUGCUAUGAAAUAUCUCGCAGAGAUGCCUCACCUCUACAAUGAAGUUUUAAAAGAGCAAAGAGAGGUCAGAGCAUUAAUGAAGCCAAGAGAAGUACUAUGCUGGGAGGACGUACAGAAAAUGAGAUACACAUGGAACUUUGUGAAUGAAGUAAUGAGGCAUAGAACAAUAAUUCCAGGUGCCUUCAGAGAAGCCAAGACAGAUAUCAACUAUGAAGGUUAUGUCAUUCCCAAGGGAUGGAAGAUAUAUUGGAGUGUGGGUUUUACCCAACAUAAUUCUGAGUACUUCUCAGAACCAGAAAAGUUUAAUCCCAUAAGAUUUGAAGGAAGUGGACCUCCUCCUUACUCCUACGUUCCUUUUGGGGCAGGACCUUUAAUGUGCCCUGGAAAGGAGUAUGCUAGAAUGACCAUUCUUGUCUUCCUUCAUUAUGCAGUGAAAAUGUUCAAAUGGGAACCAAUUCUUCCCAAUGAGAAACUAAAGUUCAAGUUGGUCCACGUUCCAGCAGAGGGCUUCCCUGUUCGCCUUUCUCCGCACCAGAAUUAAGUAGGUUUCUGUAUUUUUUUUUUUUUUUUUUUCUCUAUAUGAUUUUCAUUUUACUUUAAUUUUUUUAAUAAUCAAGAAUAUUUUUUAGUACCAAAGAAAACACAUGGUACAUCAAGGUUUAAAUUUCUGUCCAAUGCAGUGGACAUAAUAUGUAUGAUGUAGACAUUUGUCCAAUUUGCACUGGACAUGAUACUUUGCAGACACGUGUCAGCAUCGUACUGU